Molecule: messenger RNA, 4256 nt
Organism: Xiphophorus hellerii (green swordtail)
Lineage: Eukaryota; Metazoa; Chordata; Actinopteri; Cyprinodontiformes; Poeciliidae
Product: axin-2-like
Exons: 12
Coding region: 687-3062 (791 amino acids)
Biological process (GO): negative regulation of canonical Wnt signaling pathway; regulation of centromeric sister chromatid cohesion; positive regulation of proteasomal ubiquitin-dependent protein catabolic process
Cellular component (GO): beta-catenin destruction complex; nucleus; plasma membrane
Molecular function (GO): molecular adaptor activity; protein kinase binding; beta-catenin binding
Source: RefSeq, a predicted model, not a curated record
UCCGCACUUAAACCUUUAGCCCAGUUGGUGUAGAAACAGCCGGGAGGAUUUCAACCGCCUGCCAUGGCUUCUCGAAACACCUACCUGCGGAGACAAAAAGAGGAAUAGAGGAGAACAAACAAGCAGCUUUAUUUUAUUUGCGACCGAAUUAAACUUCUCGAAUGCGAGGAAUAGGACAGGGAGCGAAGCCAAGACUGCUUGUUUUGGGACCAUAUUUACUUCACUUUUACGUUUUCUAAUCAGAGCGGCAACAUGGAUGAUUUUUGACACCCCCAGCGAUCUACAUAGGCGAAGAGCCUGCCUACUCUGAGGUCAGUUGUUGAAUGGGACAGAGUGCGUUAAACUACCAGCGCUUUCUUGACGUGCAUGUGGCGCGGCGGAGCCUCGGUAUAAGUCCGCCCGUCGCUGAUUUCUUCUCUUAUUGGGGACUAUAUAACCACUCGGAGUUUUGGACUGAUCUACAAAUGGACUAAGAGUUCAACUUUUUUUUUCUUCACUUUUUCAUGGGCUUUAUUCCGAUCUACUCUGCCAUGAGUGAAGAGGAGCUGAGAAGCUCCCCCGCUGCUUUUAGAGAGUGAGCGAGGAGGAUCUUUUUUUUUUUUUUUUUUUGGAGGUGGGGGGUGGGGGGAGCUUGGAAGCUGGAGCGGAGGCACCACGGCGGCACUCUCACACAGGCAGCCGGAGCCAUGAGCAGGGCGCUCACGGAGCACAUCAGCGGUAGCUUCCGAGAAGAUGCUCCCCGUCCUCCGGUGCCGGGGGAGGAGGGAGAGGCGUCAUGCUACAACCCGAGCAGAUCUGGCAAAAUGAGAGCCCAGAGUAAAGUUAAAGAUCUCCCCGCCGACGCUGCCGCCGCCGCUGCUCUUGUCGGCUCCAUGCCGCGGAGGAACGAGGAUGGACUCGGGGAGCCGGAGGGCAGCGCGUCCCCGGACUCGCCGCUCGUUCGGUGGACCAAGUCUCUGCAUUUCCUCCUCGGCGACCUGGACGGCGCUCACCUGUUCAGGACCUUCUUGGAGCGGGAGCGCUGCGUCGACGCGCUGGACUUCUGGUUCGCCUGCAACGGCUUCCGGCAGAUGGACUUAAAGGAUACCAAAACGCUGCGAGUUGCCAAAGUUAUCUUCAAGCGGUACAUCGAGAACAACAGCGUGGUGGCGAAGCAGCUGAAACCGGCCACCAAGACCUUCAUAAGGGAUAGUAUCAAGAAGCAGCAGAUAGACUCGGCCAUGUUCGACCAGGCGCAGACGGAGGUCCAGUCCCACAUGGAGGAGAACGCGUACCAGAUGUUCCUGACCUCUGACAUAUACCUCGAAUACGUGCGCACUGGCUGCGAGAACGCCGCCUACAUGAACCACGGCGGGCUGGGCAGCCUCAAGUUGAUGUGCGGAUAUCUCCCUCCUCUCAUGGAGGAAGAGGAGUGGAGUUGCAGUGACCUGAAGGCGAAAGCUUUGGGGUCUGUGGUGGGACUGUCUGCGAAGAACCUGAGGGCUACUGCUACUAUCCGAACAGCAGCUGAAGUGCUGGAGAAGACCUACAGGUCCCAUCGACGAGGAGACCCCGCCAGCCCGUACUUCAUCAACUCCGGCUACAUUUUCGCCCCCGCCACCAGUGCCAACGACAGCGAGAUCUCAAGCGACGCAGCGACAGACGACUCUCUGUCGAUGACUGACAGUAGUGUAGAUGGAAUCCCUCCUUACAAGAUGUGCAGCAAGAAGCAGCUGCAGCGAGAGAUGCAUCGUAACAUUAAGAUCAAUGGCCAAGUUACGUUACCCCACUUUCCUAGGACACACCGGCUGCCUAAGGAGAUGACCCCAGUCGAGCCCUCAGCUUUUGCUGCCCAGCUCAUUGCCAAACUGGAGAAGCUGAAGCGUGAGCAGGACACGAUGAGCUCUCUGGAGGAGAGGCUGCAGCAAAUUCAGGAGGAGGACGAAAGGGAGGAAAGCAACGACCUGAGCAGCAGCAGCUCCCUUCAUCACCCCCUGCUGCCAUCCGCAAGCCAAUGUGAGGAAGACCCCCAGGCCAUCUUAGACGAGCACCUUUCCCGUGUCCUGAAGACGCCCGGCUGCCAGUCGCCUGGCGUCGUCCGGCACUCGCCACGUUCCCGCUCCCCGGAUCAGACCGGCGUUCUGGUGUCCUCUGGCCAUGCGACUCUUUUUGGUGCUUAUCAAGGGUCCGCUAAGGUUCUGAUGACAGGCAGGCAGUCCACGAAGCACAUCCACCACCACUACAUCCACCAUCACCAUGCUGGGCCCAAAACUAAGGAGCAGAUUGAGACCGAAGCGGCUCAGCACGUGCAGUGCCUCUGCCCUCAAGGGGGCGCCAAUUACUCCGACUUCACACCUGCUCGCUGCAGCACUUUGUCCAGACGACCAGUGAAGGCCUCCGAUGAGGGUGUGUCUUCACCAUGCCUUCCCAUGGUUUCCACCGACCGCUCUCAGAAUGUUUGGCAGUGGAUCCUGGAGAGCGAGAGGCAGGGCAAGCACAAGCCCCACAGCACUCAAGGCCUAAAGAAGUCCAGUCCUCUCGAUUCCAAGAUCCUGCCUGCUAGGACCAACACCUGGGGUGGAGCUGGCACCUGCAACGGGAGUCACCUCCGUGGCCAUCACCCGGGCCAUCCUUUCAUCCAGGAUCCUGCUAUGCCACCCUUACCCCCUCCCAACACCCUGGCACAGCUUGAGGAGGCUUGUCGCAGACUGGAAGAGGUUUCCAAGCCACCAAAGCAGAGGCAUUCAACAGCGUCUAGCAGCCUUCAGAGAGACAGGAGCCAUCCACCUGCUGGAACCGGUGCAGGCUCCUCUCAAACCAACCCUGAAGAGUCUAAGGAGCUGGUGGUAACAUACUUUUUCUGUGGCGAGGAAAUUCCUUAUCGCAGCAUGAUGAAGACCCACUGCCUCACCCUGGGUCACUUCAAAGAACAGCUCAGCAAGAAAGGCAACUACCGGUACUACUUCAAGAAGGCGAGCGAUGAGUUUGAGUGUGGAGCGGUGUUCGAGGAAGUGUGGGAAGAUGCCACUGUGCUGCCCAUGUACGAGGGCAAGGUCCUGGGCAAAGUGGAGAGGAUGGACUGAAAAAAAAGAAAAACAAUAACACAAACAACCAGUGCCCUUCCUAUGCCCAACCACAAGUUAAGCUUUCCCUUAAGAACUUGAGCAACAGACUCUAUGAAAAAAACAAACAAAAAAAAAACCUCUGGACUUUUUUUUUUUUUUAAUAUUUCUUAUUGUUAAGCUAAACAGAGUUAAUAUAUCCAGCACAAGAAACGCGAUUGAAGGAAGACGAGCCAAUGAAGUAUGCCGAACUCAGAGGAGGAGCCGCCCCCUCCCUGACUCGCUCAACCAAUCAGCCUUAGAUCACACAAAGGGACAAAACUUUGAAGACCAACGCAAGAAUCGGAGGCCAGGGGGGAGGAGAGACCCCGACUCCUCUUGAAGAUAACCACUGAAGAAACCGUCGAGUUGCGACACGACGGCAGACUGAUGGUGUCCUGUGCAGAGGGCUAAGCAGGCGCCAACAGAAACGCCCAUACGUGUGCAUAUACAUACAUAUAUAUGUAUAUAUACACAUAUUUUAUAUAUAUAUAGAUAUACAUAUAUAUCUAUAUAUGUAUAUAUAAUCCUUUUUGUCUUGAGUUUAAAGUUUUAUUUAGUAUUUAUUAAAAUAACCCUUCCCUCUCCCAUCUCUUAAUCCAUUGACCCCGCCCCCUUUUCCCUUCUCCAGCCAAUGAUGAAGCUGCUUUGAAUGUUGGGAGAAUACCGUAGUGAUGCCGUUUCAUGUUUGUCCGUUUUUAUGUUCCGCAAAGGUCGUCACACUAGCCUUGUUGCCACUUUCUUCCCAAAAUAACGACCGGAGCGUGGGUCCAGUCCAAAGCUUCACAAAACGGUCGAUCCCAGUUUUAUAUGCUGCUGAUAGUUUUGUUCAAAGUUGUCUCACCAGGAUCUCCCAGCACUCAUUGUCUCUCUCUCUUUCUCCCCUGUCCCUCCCUUUCUCCCUGCCUUUCCCUCUUUAGCGACAGAGCUCAAUCUUUUUUUGUUGUGCCUUUGUUUGUAAACCAGGCAUUGCACAGGGAUGGGAAAUAAAGGGGGGGAGGGGGCUGGAUGGAGGGGUGGGCAGAUUCACACAGAGAGAAGGCCUAAUAAAGACAGUGUUUACAGCCCGCACACCGAAAUAACUCAUGCUAACAAGAAUCAGUUUGAGCCACUGAGAGCGACUUCUCGACGAAGUCGGCCGACGUGUGCGGGAGGGGAAAAAAAAGAAACAAAAAU